AUGUGUUUGCUGCAGUUGUAAGGAUUGCUGCAGCUGUGUAUGAAGCGAUAGGACCAGCUUUGGAGACUAUUGAGAAAGACAUGAAGAAUAUGAAGUCUGAUAUAGCAAUCCUCAGCCAAAAGGUUGAUAAUCUCACAGAAGAGGUUGACACCAGACUGGGUUCUCUGAAUGAAUCAAUGAGAGAUGAUUUCAGUGUUGUUGAGAGAGGGUUAAACGGUCUCAAUAGCAGAGCUAACAUGAUAUGUGACAAGAUCGACGAUCUUCCUGUUUACACAUGUGGAGGUACUGCAAACUGGAGACGUGCAGUCUACCUGGAUAUGACAGACCCCAACACCAGCUGUCCCUCUGGCUGGCAGCUCACUAGAUACUCCAAGAGAACUUGUGGCAGAGUUAGUCCUGGAUCUGAGACAUGUGACUCAGUCUUCUUCCCUGUCAGUGGAGGACCAUACAGUCAGGUGUGUGGCAGGAUCAGAGCCUACCAGUAUGGAACACCUGAAGCCUUCUGGGGGUAUAACAGAGGUGGACAAACUACAAUUGAUAGUGCCUAUGUCAGUGGUGUGGCUGUAAUGCAUGGCAGUCCUCGACAACACAUCUGGACAUUUGCUAAU
Messenger RNA from Geodia barretti, 608 nucleotides. Lineage: Eukaryota; Metazoa; Porifera; Demospongiae; Tetractinellida; Geodiidae. The record is from the annotation of a GenBank genome assembly.